Molecule: messenger RNA, 1789 nt
Organism: Mus musculus (house mouse)
Lineage: Eukaryota; Metazoa; Chordata; Mammalia; Rodentia; Muridae
Gene: Exosc4
Product: exosome component 4
Exons: 3
Coding region: 97-834 (245 amino acids)
Biological process (GO): histone mRNA catabolic process; RNA processing; RNA catabolic process
Cellular component (GO): cytoplasm; nucleus; nucleolus
Molecular function (GO): mRNA 3'-UTR AU-rich region binding
Source: RefSeq, marked provisional
AUAGUUCACCGAGACUGAAAAGGAAACGUACCGACGGAAGUCGUAGUCCUGAAGGUCCAGGUCGAGCUGUCGGAGGCGGAGUCAGGACUGUACAUCAUGGCCGGGCUGGAGCUCCUGUCCGAUCAGGGUUACCGGAUAGACGGUCGCCGCGCGGGGGAGCUGCGCAAGAUCCAGGCGCGGAUGGGCGUGUUUGCGCAGGCCGAUGGCUCGGCUUACAUCGAGCAGGGCAACACCAAGGCACUGGCGGUGGUCUACGGGCCGCACGAGAUCCGGGGCUCCCGGUCUCGAGCCCUGCCUGACCGGGCUCUAGUGAACUGUCAGUACAGUUCAGCCACCUUCAGCACAGGUGAGCGCAAGCGAAGGCCUCAUGGAGACCGGAAGUCUUGUGAGAUGGGGCUGCAGCUACGACAGACCUUCGAGGCAGCCAUCCUCACACAGCUGCACCCCCGCUCUCAGAUCGACAUCUACGUGCAGGUGCUGCAAGCAGAUGGUGGGACCUACGCAGCAUGUGUGAAUGCAGCCACGCUAGCAGUGAUGGAUGCUGGGAUACCUAUGCGGGACUUUGUAUGCGCAUGUUCAGCUGGCUUUGUGGAUGGCACAGCACUAGCGGACCUCAGCCACGUGGAGGAAGCAGCUGGAGGGCCCCAGCUCGCCCUGGCCCUGCUGCCCGCCUCCGGCCAGAUCGCACUGCUUGAGAUGGACUCGAGGCUGCACGAAGACCACUUGGAGCAGGUGCUAGAGGCUGCUGCCCAGGCGGCCCGAGGUGUGCACACUCUGCUGGACCUUGUCGUCCGACAGCACGUGCAGGAGGCCUCUGUCUCACUGGGGGACUGAGUGGCAACCACCCCUUUCCAGAAUAAAGGCCUGUUCUUCUCCCGAGUACACCUUACUGUACAGCACUUAAAAGCUGCUCAGGGCCCUACAGCGCAGUUUAUAGUGCAGUCCCUAAGUGGAGAGAGCACUUGUGCUAGGAAGAGCAAGGGUGCACCUGUUGUGCCUGCCCAGAUAUUAGGGUCCGCAAAGACCCCUGGGAGUAUGAAUCUGCAUGCGAAUUCAGACUUUCUUCACCCUUAAGCUUGGACCUCAGACUCCUCCAACACACCAGAUUUGUGCUGAGAGCCCUGAGCCUCAAUUAGGCAGGGUUUUUAUACUAGUUUGAUCAGGGAGCAGGGGUCUCCUGCCUGUCAGUUGCCUUAUUUCGCAAAGUUAUCUUUUUUUUUUUCCUGUUUUUUUGAGACAGGGUUUCUCUGUGUAGCCCUGGCUGUCCUGGAACUCACUCUGUAGACCAGGCCUGCCUCUGCCUCCUGAGUGCUGGGAUUAAAGGCGUGUGCCACCACCGCCCGGCACAAAGAGGUAUCUCGAUGCACAGGGUUUGGUCAGUGAUGAGCAAUUUAUCUGUAACCGUUGCAAUGGUAGGCACUUUCCCUCUAUUUCCCUGAUUGGCUCUGGCCCAGGGCAGUUUCUUCUUGGACUUGUCGGUGGUAUUUCUAUUAACCACAGUUCAAACCGGGGACCAACAAACUCAAGUUGGAAUCAGCUUACAAAUUGGAGUUUCCCCCUUCGCCUAUGUUGGUCACUCAAGUCCUCCAGCUAAGGAGUGUGCCAUGCUUACACAGCCCAUCAGGGACAGGAGCACAAGGCCGAGGUUGCACUCAGCUGGCUAUGGGUGUCCAUCAUUAAGAGAUGACAUUAUGACGUAACGGCAAAAUUAGCUAUUCAGAAUCAGCCAAAUAAUUUUAUGUUUGAGGAUCAUCACAACAUGAGGAACGGUAUUAAAGGUCAGAAUGUU